AUGCCAUUGACAGCUGGACCCGACAAUGUCCAGAGUGAGACCGUCUUACAAGAGGAAGAGGCUCAGAUUGUUGCUGUGCCAGAAGUAACCAACUUGGAGGAUUCUGUUUCUGCGGGUGGCUCCGUUUAUGAUGUUGAAGUACAUGUACAAGCACCCCUAACAUCUAUUGUUGAGGACCUGGUGCAUAGUCAGGUUCCACGGGUUGUAGAAGUAGAAGAUGAGAGUCCUGUGUUUGUUGAGCAAGAGGAUUCCGACAUAGACCUGGUGGACCGGUUGGCGAGGGAGUAUCUGGAGAGUUCCACCCUGUAA
Molecule: messenger RNA, 309 nt
Organism: Penicillium cosmopolitanum
Lineage: Eukaryota; Fungi; Ascomycota; Eurotiomycetes; Eurotiales; Aspergillaceae
Exons: 1
Coding region: 1-309 (102 amino acids)
Source: RefSeq, a predicted model, not a curated record